This is a messenger RNA of Sinocyclocheilus rhinocerous, 3401 nucleotides long. It is a transcript of the gene frmpd2, whose product is annotated as FERM and PDZ domain containing 2. The record is from RefSeq and is a predicted model, not a curated record. Gene Ontology annotation, molecular function: protein binding. Gene Ontology annotation, cellular component: cytoskeleton. Bases 206 to 3394 code for a protein of 1062 amino acids. NCBI's taxonomy places the organism in Eukaryota, Metazoa, Chordata, Actinopteri, Cypriniformes, Cyprinidae. The transcript has 26 exons.
CUAAUUAAGCCAAAACACAGCAGCAACAGCAUUUCAAUGGAGGAUAUUCCCAGAAAAUAACGGUGUAGCCGGUGAUAUUGAUAAUUAUACAAGUAGUGUAUUUGUCAGUAUGUAAGAGCGAGGCACAGAGCAAGAUGCUUGAGAGGAUUUAUGCUGAGCUGAAGAUAUCCGGAGGACAACUCUGCGUAUAUCGAACGUAGAAAGAAUGAGCACAUUUGUGACGCUGGCGGAGGUGCUGGAGUCACGGGGAGCUCCUCUGGAGGAGGACGAGGUCUGGGCUCUCCUCCUCGGUGCUGCAGAAACCUUGAUCUCCAUCUCCAGUAAAGAUCCUGGUAACAUGUGCUGUGUCAUCAGUCCCGGCUCCAUGCUCCUUUCUGCAGUCGGCAGUAUUGCCUUCAAGAGCUGCGGACGAGCUGAGGACAUGAGCUCAUUCGCUUCCCCGGAAAUGUCACAGAGCAACCCUUCCUUCAGAAGACAGGCCACGGAGAAGAUGGUGGUUUACUCACUAGGCAUGACUCUCUAUUGGACAGUAGAUUAUCAUCUUCCACAAAAUCAGCCCAUCCGGCUCAGCGACAGCCUGAACAGUCUUUUACUGAGCAUGUGCGAGGAUGUGGCUCACAAACGGGUGAACCUGCUGACAGUGCUGGAGACAUGUGAACAACACCAUAAGACCACCGUCCUGCCCCGGCCACAGAAAGCCAUCAGACAGAUGGCAGAGGAUGUUCUGCAGGCUGAAAGAAACCCAAAUGAUUCUGCUCAUCUUACAGACCGAAGCCAGAUGGUUAGAGAAAGACUUCGAGGUGCGUCCCGUCAGAACUCUGUCUGGCCAUUUAAAGGGAACAGCACACCGUCACCAGCAGACUUCAGCAGGUCAGCAGCUCUCAACUCAUCCCUUCAACAUCAGGCAUAUAAUGAAUUUUUCUUUCUUGACAAUGACACAAAAAUAUCCAAAGUUGCUCCUGGCGCCUGGAAAAAAGUGCCCUCUGCCACAUUUGUGCUUCAUUUCCGCAUCAGAUAUUUUGUGAAUGACGUCUCUGUUCUUCUACACAAGCUGACCCGUCAUCAGUACUAUCUCCAGCUGAGACGGGACAUUCUGGACGAUCGUCUUCCCUGUAAUGAGGAGACCUGCUUGUUUCUUGGUGCCUUGGCUCUUCAAGCCGAGUUUGGGGACAGUAUGCCUGAGGUCUGGGGGAAGAACUACUAUCAGCCUGAGCAUUACGUUUCCAAGAGUGUUUUGCAGAAAAUGGCAAUGCCUUGCCUGAAACAAGAGUUGCUACGGUUACACGCCAACAAUGCAAACAUGAGUGCAGAGGAGGCCGAGCUCGAGUUUCUCAAGAGCAUCCAGCAGCUUCCGGAGUACGGCGUGCUGUUUCACCGCGCGGCCCGUGAGAAGAAGCCCGUGUUCGGAGAGCUGCUGCUGGGAGUGUGUGCCAAAGGAGUCAUUGUGUAUGAAGUUAUUAAUAACUCCCAAACCGCAAGCCUUAGAUUCCACUGGAGAGAGACGACCAAUAUCACCUCAGCUCGACGUAAAUUCAUCAUUGAGAGCAGCACCAGCAAAAAGAAGCACAUCUUUCUGACUGAAAAGUCAAAAGUUGCCAAAUACCUGUGCGACCUCUGCUCUGCACAGCACAAGUUUCACAAGGAGAUGAGCUCCCGCCAGCUCACACGCAGCCUCGCUUCAGAGGAGAGUAUGGUGCAGUAUGCAGCCGCGUGCAGGACUCAAAACGACGAGCACAACGGCGGACGCCUCGACGCCUCCAUGAGCAGGUUCUGUGAGGACGUCGCUUCCCGCAUUGAAGUAAAGAUCAAACAACAAAGAGACUUUCUAGACCACACAGGAUCUCAAAGUCCAGCGUUUCAGAGAAGCUCUUGUAGCUCUCCAAAGCGUUGCUAUGAAGUCCCUUCAAUGUCCUCACCAUUAAGAGAUACUCCAACAAGUGUACGAUCUCCAGAGAGGGAAAUAAUCUGCGUUUCCCUUAAAAAAGAUCCCAAAGUUGGCCUUGGUAUUGUAAUUGUCGGAGAAGACAAUGCUGGGAAACUGGACCUCGGGAUCUUCAUCGCAUCCAUAGUACCUGGAGGCCCAGCUGACCGAGAUGGACGCAUCAAACCAGGUGGUCGACUGAUCUCUCUGAACCAGCUCAGUCUGGAGGGCGUGUCCUUCAGCGAGGCCGCUGACAUCAUGCAGAGCAGCUCCAGUGAGGUGGAGCUCAUCGUCUCACAGACAAAAGUACCUGGAGGCCCAGCUGACCGAGAUGGACACAUCAAACCAGGUGGUCGACUGAUCUCUCUGAACCAGCUCAGUCUGGAGGGCGUGUCCUUCAGCGAGGCCGCUGACAUCAUGCAGAGCAGCUCCAGUGAGGUGGAGCUCAUCGUCUCACAGACAAAAGCUCUGUUUAAGCGUGGAGGCGCUGGUCAUCUGGCAGAGAGGAACUGUGAGUCUCAGAGCACCAUACUGGCCGACGGUCAAGCAGGAGACCACUAUCUGGACGAGCUGGUCAGCGUUAUGAUGACCCCUAAAGGAACGAACCGGCUCCAUGUUCCUGAGGUUCGCAUUAUAAACGCUCAGGAUGAUUAUUCCAGGUCAGCGUCUCUGAUCAGCCUGAGACCUGAAGACUUUACUGUAACACUUCAGAAAUCUGGAGGGAGUCUGGGCAUCAGUAUCGCUGGAGGAGUGAACACAGGUCUCCGUUAUGGAGGUAUUUACAUCAAGAGUCUGGUCCCUGGUGGAGCAGCUGAACAAGACGGACAUAUCCAGACAGGGGACAGACUGUUGGAAGUGGACGGCACCAGACUGCAGGGAUUCACAGAUCAGCAGGCGGCUGAAUGUUUGGCAAGAACAGGAGAGGUGGUGAGUCUGGUGCUGGAGCGGGACGGAGGCUCUGUGCUGCAGCAAGGCCCUGUAAACACACUCACCAUCCGCACACCUAGUCCUGCAGGGACACCGAUGAGGAACAGCUGCCCUGCCAUCACCAUGACCAGACCCUUCGGCCUCAAGUCCAGAGACUACAGCUUCGUGUCGCACGAUAACAUUCAGGAGGUGACUCUUAAGAAGAGACUGAACGGUCUGGGCUUCAGCUUCUUCAUCACAGAGCUGGACACGUCUCUCGACUCCGGCUCCAUCGUGCGAAUCAGAAAACUGUUCCCAGGUCAGCCUGCAGAGGAGAGCGGCAAGAUUCGGGAAGGAGACGUCAUUCUGUCCAUUAACGGAGAGCCACUCAAGGGCUUGUCCUAUCAGCAAGUGCUGCAGUUACUGAGGAAUUCUCCUUCAGAGGUGCAGCUGCUUCUCUGCCGUCCUGCUCAAGGUAUCGAGAGAAUGACCAACACGGACAAUAGAUUUAAUAUCAUGUCAUUUGGACAUUUUGAUUCAUUUGCCUUCUUUAAAAGUCUAAGAUAGCAUGGAC